AAACAGAGAGGCGGAGUAUAUUUGCUGUGACAUGCGGUUUCUUGGAUUGUGCUAGUUGGCUGGUUGGCUAGAUGACUACAAGGUUAGGAGGUUGUGGUCUGCUUAAUUGAGUUCACACAGGGCCAGAUAUGGCGCAGGCCGGGGGAGUCGACCUCAACAGGAAGUUUGUUUCAGAGACGGAGAUAGAGGAGCAGAAGAAGAAGAGACAGGAAGAAUGGGAGAAGGUUAGGAAGCCGGAAGACCCAGAAGAGGCUCCAGAGGAGGAGUAUGACUCUCGUUCCCUAUUUGAGAGGCUACAGGAACAGAAGGAUAAGAAACAGGAGGAAUAUGACGAACAGUUUAAAUUCAAGAACAUGGUGAAGGGUCUGGACGAGGACGAGUCUCACUUCCUGGACGAGGUCUCCCGGCAACAGAGCCUGGUGGAGAAGCAACGUCGGGAUGAGGAACAGCAGGAGCUAAGAGAGUACAGAAGCGCCCUGAAGAAGCUGGCGUCCAAUGACAGUCGCAAGGAGCCCGAGCGGAAGGCGGGCCCUAAGCCAGCGGAGCCCCAGAGGACCAGUCACCUGUCUCAAGCCCACCUGCUGGCCGGAGCGGUCAAGAGACGCAGCUCGUCCCAGUCGUCAGACGGCAGUAAGAAGCAGAGAGUGGAGGAGAGGCCAGCAGGAGGCGCCGUCAGCAGAGCACACACAGAGCAGGAGGCAGGCAGGGGAGGAGGAGCAGGGGGUGAGCAGGGCGCCAAGGUGGGGUCGCCCCCUCCAGGGCUGGGCGAACGCCCCCCAGGGGUCCUGCACCUGCCGUCGGCCGCGGUGUGUGUGGGGAUCCUCCCUGGCCUCGGGGCCUACUCUGGCAGCAGCGACUCUGAGUCCAGCAGCGACAGCGAAGGUAGCGUGGACGGGAUCACCUCGCCCCUAAAGAGACACGGGGCCUUCAGAUAGUCACACACUCCUUUA
Molecule: messenger RNA, 950 nt
Organism: Osmerus eperlanus (European smelt)
Lineage: Eukaryota; Metazoa; Chordata; Actinopteri; Osmeriformes; Osmeridae
Gene: psme3ip1
Product: proteasome activator subunit 3 interacting protein 1
Cellular component (GO): nucleus
Source: RefSeq, a predicted model, not a curated record